Molecule: messenger RNA, 1860 nt
Organism: Penicillium daleae
Lineage: Eukaryota; Fungi; Ascomycota; Eurotiomycetes; Eurotiales; Aspergillaceae
Product: phosphoesterase family-domain-containing protein
Exons: 9
Coding region: 1-1860 (619 amino acids)
Molecular function (GO): hydrolase activity, acting on ester bonds
Source: RefSeq, a predicted model, not a curated record
AUGGUGCUGCUCCUCGGAACUGUCCUCGCAGUGCUGCUGGGGAGCUCCCCCGUCACGGCAGGCUCCCUGCGUGACAUCGAGCAUGUCGUCAUUUUCAUGCAGGAGAACCGUGCCUGGGAUACGGCAAGUCUUCCUUCUCCAUAUUUUGGCACUAUGGCCGGUGUCCGUGGCUUCAAUGACCCCAAUGUCCAGGUCAAUUCCGAUGGCCAGUCGGUCUGGAACCAGGUCGUUGAUCCAAGCAUGUCUACUGCUACUAAGACUCUUCUGCCCUGGUACCUGGGCUAUCAAGGAGGUGACUCGCACAAGGCAAUUCAGUGCAUGGCAGCCGGUGACAACGGCUACCAUGAUAACCAGGCCGCUCUCAACCAAGGUCUGAACAACCACUGGGCCCGUAACAACACUCCCUGGAGCUGGGGAUACUACAAGCGUGAGGAUAUUCCCGUGCAGUUCGCUAUUGCCGAGGGAUGGACCUCUGGCGACAUGUACCAGGAGUCGCAAAUUACCGCCACCAACCCCAACCGUGUCACUCUGGUCAGUGGCUCCGUCAAUGUCCCCGGCAGCCCGCAGAACUCCACCCAGGGUGGUGUGUACAUUGACAACAACGAGAUGCCCGGCUGCGAUGGCAAUGGGAUCAACUGCUACCCACUGAAAUGGAAGACCGUUUACGAGUUCUACGAGGAAGCCGGCGUCUCGUGGCAGCUCUACCAAGAUACCAACAACUUUGACGACAACCCCUUGGCCUGGUUCCAGCAGUUCCAGCAGGCGAACAAGAACUCUCCUCUGGCCAAGAAGGGUAUGUCUUUCGUCGGCCUCGAUGCCUUCUACGCUGCCGCUGCCAAUGGCUCCCUCCCCGAAGUCAGCUUCAUUGUUGGGCCUGCCGAGCUGUCCGAGCACCCGCCCUACCAGCCCAAGGACGGUGGCUGGCUCCAGAAGCAGGUUGUCGAUGCUGUCAUCAACAGUCCCAAGUACUCGUCUACUCUCCUGAUGAUCAGCUUCGAUGAGACUGGUGGAUUCGGUGAUCACGUUACUCCUUUCCAUUCCCCCCCAGGAACCCCCGGAGAAUGGAUGAAGGAUCCAUUGGGUGUGUUCGGUGACGUCUUUGUGGGACCUGGUUUCCGCGUGCCUUUCUAUAUGAUCUCCCCCCUGGACUCGCGGCAACCGCGUCUUUACCGAGCGGGCCGAUCACAACUCGCAGAUCCUAUGGUUCCGUGGCGACGUGCCCACAUGUCCAAUCUGGUCAAUGCCCUGGAUCUGGACAACCCCGAUCUGUCUCUCCCUAAUAUCCCCGAAGCCGACACCCCCAUCACCAACAGCAACGGCGACUACGUCGGCUCAUCCCAGUGCCAGUCCAAGUUCAGUAACCCGCGCCCUCCCGUCCCCUACGGCCAACAGGUGCAAAAUUCCACCAACGCCCUUUGGUUCGAGGACGGCUUCAAGGAGGUUGUCGGUUACCUGACCGAGGGGCGCUACCUCGUCGCCGAAAAGGGUGGCUCUGCCCUGACCAACUCCGGCGAGCGAGACUAUGUGACUGCCACCCCCGCGACUGAUAAGCAUGAUUCCAAGCACCAGCGCUGGGUGAUCCAUUACACCGAGGACGCCGAGAGCGAGAUCUUCACCAUCUCCAGCGCCCUCGACGGCCGCUGGCUUGGUGCCCGCGGUGCUCUGCUGGACAGCGACCGGGGUGCGUCCGCCGAGCCCGUUCGCAUCACCUUCCUCGGCAACGGUCUGGGAUAUGCCGUGCAGUAUGUCCGGGGCAACCAGUACAUUGACGUGAACCACGUUGGCCAGCUCGAGAUCGCGACCCAGCGCCAGGCGUCUAACCUGGGUUUCAAGCUGUUCAGCGUGACCUAUCACGACUAA